Polistes dominula (European paper wasp) is the source of this 637-nucleotide messenger RNA. RefSeq lists its product as uncharacterized. NCBI's taxonomy places the organism in Eukaryota, Metazoa, Arthropoda, Insecta, Hymenoptera, Vespidae. The record is from RefSeq and is a predicted model, not a curated record.
CGUAAUCUUAGCGAACAUGAACGAUGAUGAAGUUAUCAGAAAAUCAUCGGAAAACGAUACCGUAAAAGCAGAUACAAGGAAGCUUAAAACCGUGACACUUGAUAGAGUCGGCAGAAUAUUUAAAUCCCGAGGGCAAACAUGCGAGAUGGAUAAAACUGAUAUGAGCUUAGAUAACAGAACGAAUACAACAAAAUUGAAUGAUAAUAGUGACGAAGAAUCAUUGAAAAAGGACAAAACUAAUUCUUUGGGAAGAAUGUUAAAGCUCGUAGACAAAGACGGUGCACCAAAGAAGCUUUUUCCUCAUUCACGUGCCGGAUCAUUAAGUAGGAUUUUUCGUAAGCAUUCAACUAAUGAAACCAACGAAACAAUUGAUGAGACAAAGGAAGAGUCUCCUGGAAUUUUUUCUAGAAUGUUUAAUCAUUUAAGAGGUCGUUCAGCAAGUAGCAGAAAUAAAGGCAAUUCUAAUAACUCACGUGAAACAAUGGAAAAAGGAAAAUUACCACCAACAUUACCUUCGAAAUUUUCAAGACCACCAUUGCCAGUACCAUUGCCAUCAUCAUCGUCAUCAUCAUCAUCGACGAAUGAAAAGCAACAAUCAUCAACGAGAUUAUCUCGUAGAACGUCUAAUCUUGCAUAA